AUCCAAAUCACAACCUAUCCAACCUAUCCAACCUGACUUACAAUCCCAAUCUCGACCAGUAACUCCACAAAAUCAACCAACUCCUGAGCCAGUAUCAUAUACAAUUCAGACUAUUCCAAGUCCAACAGUUCUUCCUGAUCUUACUACAGUUUUAAAUUUUUUGGAAUCGCACCUUCAUAGAGAUCGUACCACAACCCUCACAACUCUUCGAAGCCGAUUUGGUCUUUUGACCAAUGAUUUGGUUAAUGAUAGUGUUGAUGCCAUGAUGGCAGUGCUUUUUCCGAAUACUUCUAGACGAUCACGAUCAUCAACCCCGACUCUUCCAGAAAAUUUUUAUUUUGAAGAAAUAGAGGAUUGGUCUUAUUCACCACCACAUCCAGUUGAAGCAAGAGAUACUUAUGAAGCUGAGAUCCUUAAAGACGGACUGAACCUUCCCCCAAAUUAUUAUAAGGAUGGAAACUUUCCGUCAGUUCCACGCCGUGCUCAUAACGUACCAGCAUCGUUUAUAAAGAAAGGAAGAAAUAUGUCUUCCAAACAACUAUGCGAGUAUUAUGCUAUUAAUAAUGAGUUCUCAAAAUGGAUCAAUGAUCUCUUCAGGGGUGAAUUGCAUGCAUUAUUUAUCCGAUGCAGAAACCUUGAUGACUCCAAAUCUAAUGCACAUCAAAAUUUCGUUCCACCUUUAUUGAAUGGCGGCAUGUUCUUUGGACAAGGAUUAACAAAUUGUUUGAGGAUUUGCAGAGAAGAGCAAAAAGCAAGGGAUGUUCAAAAAGUGUGGCAGCAGUUUCUUGUUAACAUUAAUAUUCCUGCUAUUCGUGAAGAAUCUACCAUCACCAAUAAUUUUGAAAAGUUACUUUCUGAUGUGGUUCGUGCUGGACUAUGGGCAAUAAAUUUUUUUCAACCUAAAGAUGCUCAAGCAAUAUUUUUUAACUUAAAUAAUGACUUGUACACCGUCAAUUUGAAUGUUUUAACUCUUAGUGGUUGA
Cetraspora pellucida is the source of this 982-nucleotide messenger RNA. The record is from the annotation of a GenBank genome assembly. Lineage: Eukaryota; Fungi; Glomeromycota; Glomeromycetes; Diversisporales; Gigasporaceae.